Molecule: messenger RNA, 2058 nt
Organism: Folsomia candida
Lineage: Eukaryota; Metazoa; Arthropoda; Collembola; Entomobryomorpha; Isotomidae
Exons: 7
Coding region: 72-1823 (583 amino acids)
Source: RefSeq, a predicted model, not a curated record
GAACGCAGGCAAUGUAACGGAUAUCACUUCGCAAUUAGAUGUGCAACGAUUAACAUUAAUUUAUACGAAAAAUGGGCAAGGCAACAUAUUUAUUUUGGUUACUUUUUGGAAAUAUUAUCUUCGUAAGUUCGGCACAAAAUGUCAUCCCACCCCACGUGAAAGAACGAAUCGAUUCUCUGGUUGCUACAGUCAUGGAGGUCGAGCACGUUCCCGCCUUUGGGUUAUCAAUCGUCAAGAAAAACGGGGACCUCUCGUACAACACAGGAUACGGGUUACGUGACCGGGAAAAUAAUUUGAGUGCCGAUAAUAACACACUUUUUGCAAUUGGCUCCAUUACGAAAAGUUUUACCGCCAUUUUGGUUGUCAAAUAUUUGUCCGAGAACCAUCCAACUUUAGGAGGGUCCGUGUUAGAUGUACCGAUUCAAGUUCUGGCGCCUGACUACGGUUUCAUCCUGGGAGAUAAAUACCGCUCUGAGAAGAUUACCUUUCGCGAUUUGCUGGCACACAGGGUGUGCACUCUACCCGAAUCGGCCGGAUUUUGGGUACAAGCGUUAACCGAUGAGAAGGAUUUUUACUACCGACAACGCUAUGCUCCCGACUGGUGUGGUUUUAGGGAUGGUUUUCUCUACAAUAACGGACUUAUCGGAAUGGCCGGACAUAUCAUGGCUCACAUGGCAAAUUCUACUUACGAUGAAAUGCUCCUCGGUCUCUUAACCUCUAUCGGAAUGAGUGACACCACGUUAAUCAAGGAAACCGACGAUCACGAUAAUAUGAUGCAACGAGCCCUUCCAUACUUGUGGAAGGAUGACCAACUAAUCCGAUACAAUUCGGAAUUACUAAAAACCCUUAUCGUAGCAAAUGCGGCCGGUGGACUUUUAAGUUCUGCUAAUGACAUGGCGAAGUAUAUGCAGUUCCACUUAAACAAAGGGAAGGUUGGAACGGAACAAAUCGUAUCGGAGGAAGCAAUGUCAUGGUUAUCAACUCCAGCAAAUUUGGUAUAUUAUGGUAUAGCCAAAACAGAGGCAGACCCCGAUGCUGUACCCUAUACUGGAGUAGGGGCCGGACUAGGUCUUGUGAUUACGGUUUACGAUGGAUGGGUAAAAAACUGGCAUGACGGGUAUAUCCCUCCGUUUUCAAGUUUGAUGAAUCUUUAUCCCGAUUUGGGGCUUGGGAUUUUUAUGACCAGCAGCGGACCUGGUCAUUUAAGGAUUUUAACACAAGAACUUCUGAAUAAUGCUAUUUUUGAAGUAUUGCAAGCAAACGUUACAUUGCCUGAAGUGGGCACCUUCCCAGACAAGUUAGCGACUCCACUUAGUUUGAGGCUUGAUGACCAAAAUACGCGAUUGAGAAACGUACUGGCCUUCAAUCCCGCAAAAAAAUCAAUUGCCCCUAAGAUUUCAUUGGAAGAAGCUGUUGGGACGUUUGGAAGUGGACUUAAUGGUGAAUUGACACUAUCUUUGAAAAACAAUUCUGCCGGGGUUCAACAGUUGCAUUUUGAAUAUGGAAAAGUUCUUCGUGCCUGGUUGAACCGAACGUCACCGUCGACAUUUUCAGUCACGUCGUGGGAUUCCGAUUACUGGAUGAUGACCUGGUCUACGGAUGGGGGAGCAAUUACGAUGACGCUAGAGUUUGAAGAUAUCGACACGAUUCACUUCUUGGAUGCUGGACAGGAAGUAACAAUGCCGUUCAAGAGGGGUGAAACGGUAGCCGACUUGCCAGAAAUUCCGUGGGAGACGGAACCCUGCAAAAAUGGGGGCAUUAGGGAAAUUGGGUCACUUGGGCCGGUUCUAAUUUUGGGAAUGUUUGCACAUUUGUAUGUUUGAAUGGUGUGAAAAUUAAAAAAGUAAAUCAUUACAAUUCUUAUAAGUUCAAAGAAAUUUUUCACACACAUAUAAUUUGGAAAUUACGAGUAAAUAAACACUAUUUAUUCAUUUAAGUAUAGAAUUGUAUUCGCAGAGAAUUGAAAGUGCAAAUAUGCAGAAUAUUGUCAUUUUACAAUUAUUGAUUCGAAAAGCUAAAGAUCUCGCGUUGCAGUAAAUAAAUAUACAUCCAUACGUA